Molecule: messenger RNA, 2015 nt
Organism: Dalotia coriaria
Lineage: Eukaryota; Metazoa; Arthropoda; Insecta; Coleoptera; Staphylinidae
Gene: Gint3
Product: GDI interacting protein 3
Exons: 6
Coding region: 505-1821 (438 amino acids)
Cellular component (GO): cytoplasm
Molecular function (GO): protein binding
Source: RefSeq, a predicted model, not a curated record
UUGACAACACUUGUCCAGCAGAAUCAGCAGGUUGUGCAGGAGUCAGCCGUGUCCUUGCCUGUUAUAUUGAUAACAUACAAAAACACAAAUCAUUCCAUUAAUUGCGAAGCCAGAGGGCAGGGCAACUGUCACACGUUUCACCUACCUUGCGUAGACUCGUACGAUACUUGCGUACGUCGACCACGUCCCGCACAUCUGCAGCGAGACUCUAUUAUCCCUAGCGGACAGGAGAGCCGUGCAAGAGCUGCUGGCGGGGAUUCCGCAGUCGCUGCGGUUCGACGACUUCCAGUCCACGCUGCUCUACAGCUUCUUGCUCUUGUUCACAAUCAACAUUGUUCUCAUCUGCAUUGCCUGGAGUGUGUUUGGAAAGAGCAUUUGUGAACGGUUUAUGAAACCAGCUACUUCUAAGGCUAUCGAAGAAUUAAAAGCAAGUGUAUCGAGACUAAAACUUCCCAAAGAACACACACCACGGAUCUAACUCACAAGUUUCAAAUAUUUCACACAAUGGCAGAGAAAAUCAAGAAGUAUUUUCAGAAGAAGAAGACAGAGGCUAAAUUCAAACUAGCUGGACCUGGACAUAAGUUAACUGAAGAUACAGCCAUUGUUGGGCCAAGCAAGAAGAACCAAAAAGGUGCAUAUCAACCACCACCAGCAAAUAGAUCUGUCACUGAAGCAAAUCAACAUGCUGCCAUUGCAGCAAUGGCCAGAAUUAACAGUCAGGCUAAAAGUUCUGCUUUUAAUACAUCCCUGGCUGCAAUUCAAGCACAAGUCAAAAGAGAACUUGAAGCUGAAAAGAAAAGUGAGCUGGAAGCAAUGUCUUCUUCAUCAAGAGGACCAACAACCACAGAAUUGGAAGCUUCACCAUUACUGGCUGCCAAAGGUGUAUUUUUCAAAUGUCCUUUGAUAAGUGAGGAGAUUUUGAGUAGAGAUGAAUGGAAAGUGAAGAUUAAGGAGUUCUUAAUUGAGCAACUAGAAGAAGAAAGAGGAAUUACUGCUUGUCUUAUGAUCCAGAGUUGCAAUUAUAAUAGGAGUAAAGUGUCAGAUUGCAUAGAUAUUUUAUGUAAAUACCUUGAAAAUAUACUGGCGAAUCCAGAAGAGACGAAAUUCCAUAAAAUUCGCUGUUCUAAUGCAGCGUUUCGUGAUAAAGUUCUACCGCUCUUCGGAGCAGUGGAAUUAUUAGAAGGAGCAGGUUUCCGAAAACAAACACUCAAGCAUAAUGAUGCUGACGAGGAGUUUUAUGUGUUUGAUGCAACCAAUAUUCCAGAAAUUGGUACUUUAGAGUUUUUAAGAGAUGCUCUCCGCUCUGAAGACAGAAUCGAGCUGGAAUUAGAACGAAAUCUUCAAGUUUUGUCGCCAUCGCAAGCAGCGCAGCGUUGCAACCUGCCCACGGAGUUCUACGCGAUGACAGCUGAUGAACUCAAACGUGAACAGCAGCGGAAAGUUGAUGCAGCUGAAAAACAAUUGGAAUUACGUACGAAGGCGAUGCGUGAAAAGGACGAAUUGAGAGAAAUCAGGAAGUAUAAGUUUGCUAUCAUUAGAGUACGAUUCCCAGAUGGAUUAUUCCUACAAGGAACAUUUUCGGUUUAUGAAAAAUUCUCGGAAGUAAUGGAUUUUGUCCAAGAAAACGUCGAAGAUGAAUGUCCCAAUUUCAUUCUAUCCUCGCCAACCGGACACCGCCUUGAAGAAACCGACAGGGAUAGCAGCCUUUUUGAUUUGAGACUUGUACCAGCAACGAUUUUAUCCUUUCAAUGGAAGGACGACGCUAUGAAUCAAGUGGGUUUCCUCAAACCUGAAGUGAUGGUCCUAAUUCAAUCAAUGUAAUGUUAAACUAUUUUCUCACCGAUGUUUACCCAGCCUAUGAUAACCAAAUAUUAGAGACUUAUUUAUAAUCAAUAACUUUUUUCACAAAAAUCAUUUUAAUGUUGUUAAUAACUCACUACGAAGAACUAAUCAAGGAUUAUGUUUCACAAGGAAUCUAGAAAAUAAAAUGUUACAAGUUGUGGCUUGCGUUCAUA